AUGCUUUCAAGUAGAUCCGUUAGAACAUUCAGAGCUUUAUCGAGCCGCCGUUUGUUCUCCACAUCUCGUCGUUCCCUUGCAGAUGUGGAAGUAACCAUUGAUGGCAGAAAGGUUUCCAUUGAAGCUGGAUCGUCGAUCAUCCAGGCCGCUGAUAAGGCCGGUGUUACCAUUCCAAGGUACUGUUACCACGACAAGUUAGCGAUUGCCGGUAAUUGUAGAAUGUGUCUUGUUGAUGUUGAGAGAAUGCCUAAGCUUAUUGCCUCUUGUGCCAUGCCAGUCCAAAACGGUAUGGUUGUAAAUACCAAGUCUGAGAGAAUCACCAAAGCCAGAGAGGGUGUCACUGAGAUGUUGUUGGAGAACCAUCCUUUAGACUGUCCAGUGUGUGACCAAGGUGGUGAAUGUGACUUGCAAGAACAAUCCCAGAGAUACGGAUCCGACCGUGGUAGAUUUACCGAAGUUGUUGGUAAGAGAGCUGUGGAAAACAAGGCCAUCGGUCCAUUGGUCAAGACUUCCAUGAAUAGAUGUAUUCACUGUACCAGAUGUGUCAGAUUCAUGAAUGACAUAGCAGGUGCUCCUGAAUUGGGUACCUCUGGUCGUGGUAACGACAUGCAAAUUGGUACUUAUAUAGAAAGAAACAUCAACUCUGAAAUGUCCGGUAACAUUAUCGAUUUAUGUCCUGUCGGUGCAUUGACAUCUAAGCCAUAUGCAUUUAGAGCAAGACCAUGGGAAUUAAAGAGAACUGAAACCAUUGAUGUUAUGGAUGCAGUUGGAUCUAACGUCAGAGUUGACGCCAGAGGUAUUGAAGUCAUGAGAGUUUUACCAAGACUUAACGAUGAAAUUAACGAAGAGUGGAUUUCUGACAAGUCUAGAUUUGCCUGUGAUGGAUUAAAGACUCAACGUUUAACUACUCCUUUGAUCAGAAAUGGUGAUAAAUUCGAAGUUGGUACUUGGGAUGAAGCCUUAUCCACCAUUGCUGCCGCUUACACCAAGAUUCAACCAAAGGGUGACGAAUUCAAAUCUAUAGUUGGUACAUUUGCUGACGGAGAAGCCAUCACUGCAUUGAAAGAUUUAACUAACACCUUGGGUUCUGAAAAUAUUACCACUGAUGUCAAGCAAGCCACUUCUUCCCAUGGUGUCGAUAUUAGAUCCAACUAUAUUUUCAACUCUACCAUUGAAGGUAUCGAAGAUGCUGAUCAAAUCUUAUUAGUUGGUACUAACCCAAGAUUUGAAGCUGCUGUAUUAAACACUAGAAUUAGAAAGGUUUGGUUAAGAUCCAACUUGGAAAUUGGACUCGUUGGUACGAAAUUCGAAUCCACUUUUGAUUUUGAACAUUUCGGUGACAAUGUCAAUGAUUUGAAGAAGACCUUGUCUGGUGAAUUCGGUAAGAAGUUGCUGUCAGCCAAGAGACCAUUAAUCGUUAUUGGUUCCGGUGUUGCUGAACUGCAAGAUGCUGAAGCCAUUUACAAGACUGUUGGUGAAUUCGUUGCCAAGCAAUCCAAUUUCAAUACUCCAGAAUGGAAUGGAUUUAAUUUAUUACAUCGUGAAGCUUCACGUACCGCAGCAUUGGAUCUCGGUGUCUCCUCAGGAUCCAACUCUGAAUCUAAGCCCAAGUUCAUCUAUUUAUUAGGUGCUGAUGAAUUACAUAACAAGGAUAUUCCAAAGGAUGCCUUUGUAGUUUAUCAAGGUCACCAUGGUGAUCUUGGUGCUUCCUUUGCAGAUGUAAUCUUACCAGGUUCUGCAUACACAGAGAAAUCAGCAACUUAUGUAAAUACUGAAGGUAGAACUCAGAUUACUAGAGCUGCUACCAAUGCUCCAGGCUCAGCUAGAGAAGAUUGGAAAAUUGUUAGAGCUUUAUCUGAAUACUUAAGUGCACCAUUACCAUAUGAUGAUUUAUACGCCAUUAGAACCAGAAUGGGUGAAAUAGCUCCACAUUUGGUUAGACAUGAAGUCAUCGAGACUGUCUCCACUGAAGUUUCCAAGAUUGGUAUUGUUGAUGUGUUGUCAAAGAUUAACGUUGGAGUAUCACCAGUUGGAGCUCCAUUAAAGAACCCAAUUGAUAACUUUUAUUUCACUGAUGUUAUCUCCAGAUCUUCUCCAACCAUGGCCAAGUGUGUAGCCUCAUUUGGUGCCAAAGUCGACAAGAUCACUGACUCCAAGCCAUCCAUCGAUAUCUAG
Molecule: messenger RNA, 2175 nt
Organism: Dujonia railenensis
Lineage: Eukaryota; Fungi; Ascomycota; Pichiomycetes; Serinales; Debaryomycetaceae
Source: the annotation of a GenBank genome assembly